Messenger RNA from Antrostomus carolinensis (chuck-will's-widow), 400 nucleotides. RefSeq names its product solute carrier family 25 member 21 (gene SLC25A21). The transcript is spliced from 4 exons. The annotation marks the transcript as partial. NCBI's taxonomy places the organism in Eukaryota, Metazoa, Chordata, Aves, Caprimulgiformes, Caprimulgidae. The record is from RefSeq and is a predicted model, not a curated record.
AUUGCUUGGCUUCUACAAAGGAAUAUUUCCUCCCAUCUUGGCUGAGACACCCAAAAGGGCAGUGAAGUUUUUCACCUUUGAACAAUACAAGAAGCUACUAGGAUAUGCAUCAUUACCACCAGGACUGGCAUUUGCCGUUGCUGGCUUGGGAUCUGGGUUGACAGAGGCAGUUGUGGUUAACCCUUUUGAAGUAGUAAAGGUUACCUUACAGACAAAUCAGAAUGCCUUCACAGAGCAACCAUCUAGCUUUGUUCAAGCUCGGCAGAUAAUUAAAACUGGUGGUCUGGGCUUCCAAGGACUCAACAAAGGUCUUACUGCAACCCUGGGCCGUCACGGAGUCUUUAACAUGGUUUACUUUGGAUUCUACUUCAAUGUGAAAAACAUUCUUCCAGUUAAUAAA